CUUUCAUACGACGCAUGAGACCAGUGCACACCUGUGUGAGUGAGUGUGUGUGUGUGUGUAUGUGUGUGUGUGUGUGUGUGUGUGUUUUAGAAACUGUCCUGUAUGUGUGAACGAGACUCUUACACACAACACGUAGCCUCAACUGAAAUCAGUGUGUCACAGUGCUCAUGAGAGUGUAUCAGGACCAGACAGAGGGGUCGUCGUCUAGGCGACAGAGUGCAGCAACAGUGGGUGUGGAGGUGGUAUCCAUGGCGAUGACGGCGCUGUUUGGGAGGAAGAAGCGAGAGGAGCAGGAGAAGAGGAGGGGGGUUGCUGUGGCAAAGCUGGAGGAGGAGAGAGAGAGGGAUGCAGAGACGGACGGAGACGGAGAGAGAGAGGGUAGCGCUCCCAUCAGGAGGAACUCACGCUUCUACCGCUCCAUGAGGAAGAAGAGGAUCAGAGACCAGGAGUCCAGCGACGCCCCCUCCCCACAGUCAUCGCGAGACUCCGCCUCUCCCUGGAAUAAGAACACGCCCACUACACCACGAUCUCCUAGACACCAGCGUCCUGCGAGUGCGUUGCCAGGCAACGGGCUGUCAAAGAGCCCACGUGCGGCGGAGGGCGGAGCCUGGUCUCCGUUGGCGACGGCGAGAGACGGUGGAGGCAGUCGAGGGAUGGAGGAGCUGGCGAGGCGCACGGAGGAGUGCUCCAUACACACACACACACACACACACACACGCGCGCGCUACCACACACACGCGCUCGCACCCACACACACAAAUGGCACAGCAGACCCUGAGGACGUGCGUCUACGGUUAAGGUCUGAGGACUCAAGGAGGAUGGACUCACACUCCAAUAUUGUAAACAUUGUCAAGAAUGUGGACUGUCUCUAUCAGGAAUAUGGCGUGACCUCCAAACAGCAGGAAGUUGAAGAGCGUCGGCGAGCGGAGCGAGAGUCUGCACAGGGACACACACACUCCAGCACUCUCUCACACACACACACGGCCACACGCACACACACACACACACACACACACUCUCCCUCCGUCCACCUCCAACUGCGGAGCAGCAGCCUCAGCCUCUGGCAGAACCUGCCCGCCGUCCAGCACCUGCUGACCAGCAUGAGCCCCAGAGAGAUCAUCCUGCAGGAGGCCAUGUUUGAGCUGGUGACAUCUGAGGCGUCGUACUACAAGAGUCUGGAACUGUUGGAGACUCACUUCCUGCGGAACUCCACCCUCAUCAGCAAGCUUAGCCAAUCAGACGCCCACUUCCUUUUCUCCAACAUCCAAGACGUCAUGAAGGCCAGUGAGAAGUUUCUGAUGGACCUGGAGCAUCGUCUGGAGGAGAGCCUACUGAUCUCAGAUGUGUGUGACAUCGUGCACCAGCACGCUCAAACCCACUUCAACGUCUUCAUCACCUACGUCAUCAAUCAGGGCUACCAGGAGAAGCACUACCGACGCAUCAUGCAGGAGAAUGAGGCGUUCCGUGAGCAGAUGCAGCAGCUGGAGAAUCAGCCGCGUGUGAAAGGCCUCUCCUUCACCUCCUUCCUCAUCCUCCCCUUCCAGAGGAUCUGCCGCCUCAAGCUACUGGUGCAGAACAUUCUAAAGAAGGUGGAGGAGAACACUGAGGGAGAGAUGAACGCCAUCCAAGCACACCGAGAGCUGGAGCGGAUUGUAAGGGAGUGCAAUGAGGGAGUGCGGAAGAUGAGCCGUACUGAGGAGCUGAUCAGCAUUGAGAAAACCCUGGAGUUCAAGUCUAAGUCGGUCCCGGUGAUCUCCCACUCCCGCUGGCUGCUGAAGAAAGGUGAUCUGCUGCAGAUGUCGGGGCCUAAGAGCACUAGGACCCUGAAGACCAGGAAGCUCUUCACACCCGUCCACCUGUUCCUCUUCAAUAACCUGCUGCUCGUCACCAAGCCCAGCUCCAGUGGGGAGCGUUUCCAGGUGCUGGACUCGUGCGUGCGCUCCAUGCUGCGUACGGAGGAUCUGGGGGACCAGGGUCAGACGCUGGCGCACGCAUUCAGCCUCAAGCUGCUGGAGAACCAGGAGGAGCGCGCCGUCAGCUACAUGCUCAAGGCCAACAGCAUGAGUGAUAAACUGAGGUGGAUGUGUGCUCUCACACCAAAUCGGCGCACUCGUUUCAUGUCAACCAGCGCCCAUCAACCAGAUGCCCCUCAGGUGCAGUGUGUGCAGUCCUACUCUGCCCAGGGCCCUGAUGAGCUCUCCAUUGAGAUGGCCGACGUGCUGCACGUGCUGGAGAGAACAGACGAUGGUUGGAUGCUGGGUGAGCGUCUCCAUGACGGCGAGCGCGGCUGGUUUCCGUGGCGGGUCGUCGAGGAGAUCCUGAGUGCGGAGCUGCGGGCUCAGAACAUCCACGAGUGUCAGCGCAUCCAGCAGGCUCAGGGGUCACAGGGGUCACAGGGGUCGCGCGGCCGCCACACACACGCGCGCUCACAAUCGCACUCACACACACACUCACACACCCUCUCACACUCACACUCCAGCACCGGGCCCCUCUAACGCACGCCUCCCACCUCCACCAAUCACAACCGGAGCCCAGAGUGACAUCACCUCAUGGCCCCUCCCACUCGCCGGCAGUCAUGUGACCAGAGGUCAGAUGAACAGGAGGGACUCUCAUGACGUCAGGGAUAUGUAUGUGUGUGUGUGUGUGUGUGUGUGUGUGUGUGUGUGAGAGAGAGAGAGAGAGACUUUGUGUGGGGAGAUUGUCUGCAGUUUUCCAUCUUACUGUUCAGACUGAGAAGACACUUUGUGACUAAAUCUUUAUGCAUGCAAACAGCCCAAACUGAUAAACAAGAAGCCAUUUUUUUAAUGAAACAUACACACACACACACACACACACACACACACACACACACACACACACACACUCCAGCAAGCAAUGACUGCUGUCUCCUUGUGUUCAUUCAGAGAAGAAAUCAUUAAUUAAUCAGACCAGAGGGAUCAAAUUAGGCAAACAGUGGCAAAUAUUGUGGUGAAUAUGUUUUCUCUGAGAACAGUUUUAUUUGAAAGAUUUGCCGUAAACAUUCUAUUGUAACAUAAACAUUCUAUUGAAAUGUAAACAUUCUAUCGUUAUGGUAACACUUUGUUUAGCUCAUGUCCAGCUCCUCUGGAUGUUUGCGGAGAACAACCUCCCCGGAUUGUUUGCAUGUUGGAAAACGUUUGUCGAGAACUCAAGGUAAUCAAAAAACUGUUUGAAAACAUCGUUGUUAUGUUUACAAAUUUGAACGCACCGCUGGUGAAAAAGGUUUUUUUUUUUAACACACGACACUGCGCCUGUGUACGAUGGUUCCUGUCUGUUUUAACACACGACACUGUGCCUGUGUACGAUGGUUCCUGUCUGUUUUAACACACGACACUGUGCCUGUGUACGAUGGUUCCUGUCUGUUUUAACACACGACACUGCGCCUGUGUACGAUGGUUCAUGUCUGUUUGUCUCCAAAUGAUAAUGAUUGAUGUCUGUUUGUCUAAUAUUCACUACUUCCUAGUGAAAGGCACUGACCAAGUGAUUGUGUAUGCAGGUCCUUCAACUGUAAUGGUUCAUGUCAAAGGCACUGACCAAGUGAUUGUGUAUGCAGGUCCUUCAACUGUAGUGGUUCAUGUCUGUCUGUCUAACUAUUCACUACUUCCAGUGAAAGGCACUGACCAAGUGAUUGUUCAACUGUUGGCAAGCAGGUGAUCUGAACCUGCUCUCUGAUUGGCUGAGCAGAUUUCCCAUGGGGCUCUCUGAUUGGCUGCUGCAGAUUUCCCAUGGUGCUCUCUGAUUGGCUGCUGCAGAUUUCCCAUGGGGCUCUCUGCAUCCCUGACACUCCAUCACACGCACAUGCCAGUUAGCGUGUUAGCACACUAACAUCACUUAGACAUAAACAUGCCAGUUAGCGUGUGUGCAUGUAAGAUGUUAGCAGUUAGCAUGUAAGAUCAUCAUAUACACGUAACCAUGGCAAUAAGCAUGUUUGUAAGCCUCCCAUCACCCACACAUGAACAUGCAUGUUAGCCUGUUAGCAUGUCAGCAAACUUGCGAUCACACAUAUGAUUUCACACAUGGCUCCAAAAUGAAGGAUGUCACACACACACAUUGUCCCAUUUGUGUGUCUUGUACAUAAUGUAAUUUCUGUUAAAAAGCUUUCGCAUGUGUGCAUGCAUGUGUGUGUGUGUACUCGUGUGUGUGUGUGUGUGUGUGUGUGUCUACGUGCUCAUGUAUAUAAUCUAAUCUUAAUGGGGCGGAUGGAAUGCCAAACAGUCCAUUUCAUUUUGUAAUGAGUAAUUUAUUGAUGAUAAAAAAUAAACACGGCAAGAUUUGAAUUGUCUUUGUAUCUUUUUAUUUUGUGCAUGUGUGUAUUUGUGUGCAUGUGUGUGUGCAUCUGUGUGAGUGUUUUGAAGAGGAUGUUAUGAAGAUAUGUGAAUGCCAACAUGCACAUCUGUGGUUAUAGAUGUCUGGUGUGGAUGUGUGUGUGUGUGUGUGUGUGUGUGUAUGUGUAUGUGUGUGUUUCACAGGGAAGGAUGAAGCAUGUAUUUUCCUGAAAUUUAACUACAAAACCAUGAAUCAGCCUUGGUGUUUCAGUUGUCAAGUAAACAUUUAAUUAAGUAAUAUAAUUGGACUGCUGCUUAAUUAAAGUCAUAUUAUUGGAGGUCUGUUUAAUUAAAGUCAUAUGAUUGGAGGGCUGUUUAAUUAAAGUCAUAUGAUUGGA
This is a messenger RNA of Sardina pilchardus (European sardine), 4681 nucleotides long. It is a transcript of the gene ngef, whose product is annotated as neuronal guanine nucleotide exchange factor. Gene Ontology annotation, molecular function: guanyl-nucleotide exchange factor activity; protein binding. The transcript has 17 exons. NCBI's taxonomy places the organism in Eukaryota, Metazoa, Chordata, Actinopteri, Clupeiformes, Clupeidae. Gene Ontology annotation, biological process: activation of GTPase activity. The record is from RefSeq and is a predicted model, not a curated record. The coding region runs from base 168 to 2495 and encodes 775 amino acids.